Messenger RNA from Rhineura floridana, 3409 nucleotides. RefSeq names its product ubiquilin 4 (gene UBQLN4). Gene Ontology annotation, cellular component: cytosol. The record is from RefSeq and is a predicted model, not a curated record. NCBI's taxonomy places the organism in Eukaryota, Metazoa, Chordata, Lepidosauria, Squamata, Rhineuridae. Gene Ontology annotation, molecular function: polyubiquitin modification-dependent protein binding. Gene Ontology annotation, biological process: ubiquitin-dependent protein catabolic process. The transcript is spliced from 11 exons. Bases 286 to 2130 code for a protein of 614 amino acids.
UCGAUCUCCCAUGUAGGCUGCGAGAGACCUGCAGGGGGGCGGCGGCUUUUCCACAAGAUGAGCCAGGCGCUGGGCUUCUGCCGGUGUUCUGCACGGUUCCCGCUCUUUUAACCCUGCAUCGAAAUGUAUAAAAGAUGACGGUCAACGGCCUCUGUCACCGGAAGUGCCGGACAAGAGACCGGAAGCGCGUAGGUUGUUUGCCUGGAGGAACCUGCACCUCUAUGGUAGCAGACGGAGGCCGCGGGGUCCCUCUGGCCCUGCCUCCUCGGUGGGCGGUCGGCCAAGAUGGCGGAGCUGAGCGGCGACGGGCCCGGCUCGGCUGGCGGAGGCGACUCGGAGGCGGGCCCAGGGGGGCUCCUCAUUCGCGUGACGGUGAAGACUCCCAAAGACAAGGAGGAGAUCCUCACCGGCGAGCGCGUCUCCGUCAGGGAGUUCAAAGAAGAAAUUUCUCGUCGCUUCAAAGCCAAACAAGAUCAGCUGGUUCUGAUCUUUGCUGGGAAGAUUCUGAAGGAUGGGGAUACCUUGCAUCAGCACGGGAUCAAAGAUGGCCUAACGGUGCAUCUGGUGAUAAAGACCCCACAGAAGACUCAAGAUCCUCCAGCGGCGCCUGCAGCUUCCCCUCCUGCUGCCAUUGCUACUGCUGCUGCCAUUACACCCUCUGCUGCCCCUGCUUCUCCUGCAGCCCCACCCCAGCCAUCCACAUCCAGCAACACACUCUCGGAUGUAGGGAGCAGCAGCCGGAGGAGCAGUGGACUAGGAGCCACACCAGGCCCAGCAGCAGACGGAAGCCCUGGCGGAGCCACCUCCAUCUUGUCUGGCUUUGGCGGCAUUGCAGGGCUGGGUCACCUGGGGAUGGGUUCCGCAAACUUCAUGGAGCUUCAGCAGCAGAUGCAGCGGCAGCUGAUGUCCAACCCGGAGAUGCUGUCCCAGAUCAUGGAGAACCCACUGGUCCAGAACAUGAUGUCCAACCCAGACUUCAUGAGGCAGAUGAUCACGGCCAACCCCCAGAUGCAGCAGCUGAUGGAGCGUAACCCAGAAAUUAGCCACAUGUUGAACAACCCUGAGCUUAUGCGCCAGACAAUGGAAUUGGCACGCAAUCCUGCAAUGAUGCAAGAGAUGAUGCGUAACCAGGACCGAGCCCUGAGCAACCUGGAGAGCAUCCCGGGAGGGUACAAUGCCCUGCGCCGGAUGUACACAGAUAUUCAGGAGCCCAUGUUCAGUGCUGCCAGGGAACAGUUUGGCAAUAACCCCUUCUCUGCCCUGGCCGGGAGUUCAGACACUUCAAACUCUCAGCCUUUGCGGACGGAAAACCGUGAGCCACUGCCCAACCCUUGGAGCCCUACACCGGUUUCUCAAAGCCAGGCACCAAGCAGCGAAGGGAGCACUGCAUCAGUCACAAGCCAAACCACGCCCACGGUGUCCAACCCUUUGGGGAUCAAUGCAGCCAAUCUAGGGUCUGGGAUGUUUAGCAGCCCUGAGAUGCAAGGUCUCCUGCAGCAGAUCUCGGAGAAUCCCCAGCUCAUGCAGAAUGUGAUCUCUGCGCCUUAUAUGCGUACAAUGUUGCAGACGCUUGCCCAGAACCCUGACAUAGCAGCACAAAUGAUGGUGAAUGCUCCCCUCUUUGCUGGCAACCCUCCGCUUCAGGAGCAUCUGCGGCUCCAGCUACCUGCCUUUCUACAGCAGAUGCAGAACCCUGACUCACUCUCUGUCCUGACCAACCCUCGUGCCAUGCAAGCCCUGCUGCAGAUCCAGCAGGGGCUCCAAAUGCUGCAAACGGAGGCCCCGGGACUGGUGCCCAGCCUUGGGACUUUUGGUACUCCUCGCAUACCCCCACCCUCUGCCGGAGGAAGCACAAUCCCUGAGACCCCCAUAUCCUCUGCUUCAACACCUGCUAGUGCCUCUCCAGCUGGGGACAGCGACCCCCACCAGCACCUCAUGCAGCACAUGAUCCAGCUACUGGCCGGCGCAAACUCUCAAGCGCAGACCCCAGAAGUGCGCUUCCAGCAGCAGCUGGAGCAGCUCAACGCCAUGGGCUUCAUAAACCGCGAGGCCAACCUCCAGGCACUCAUUGCCACUGGGGGAGACAUCAAUGCUGCUAUCGAAAGACUCUUGGGCUCUCAGCCUUCCUAACAUUGUCCUCCACCCUCCAAUCCACGACGCAAUAUCAAAACAGGGACCUCUUGAGGAGACUGUCAUUGUCAUAUCCUCCGACAGCUGUCCGUGAAUUUAAAAACUGGAACAAAAACUCUCUUCAGCUCUGCAGCCUGUUUCUGUUUUCCUCCGAACGCUUUUAAAAACUGCCCUGUGCAUGGAUGAUUCUAGUUCUUGUUAAAUGGCCAUUUUGAGACAUGUAUUUCCCCCCUCCCCCUACUUCUCUCCCCCCCCAAAUUAGGCUCCUCCUUUAAUUGUUUAAAAGUGUAACUUCUAGGUAACCCAAAUUAUUGUGUUGGAUUAGCUUGCCUUUUAAAUAUAAAAGCUGUAUUUUUUUCCCUGCCCACCCACCCGCCUAUCCGAAAGCUAAAUAUCAAGGGAAUAUCAGCUGCUUCCACCGCUCAAAGACUUUUUCUUGUUAAGAAUGAUCAGGAAGGGACAAGAUUUUUAAAUGCCAGUAGGUGGAAAAGGGCUGCUCUGGGGUUGUCCUUUUGCACGGUGACCCAGUCCCUCAAACCUGGAUGGACUUGAGCAUUGCGCCACCUUCCUGCUUUUGCCUUUCAUGGUUAUGGAAUAUUGGGAUGUCGAGUUGGGGGGGGGGGCUGCCCACUUGAGAUCAACCACGGAAUGUAACUGCCUCUUGACACAUCCGAAAAUGUGGUCUGUCAUUUUUCUCCCAUUCCCCCCUCCUCGUGUGCACCCGUUUGUCGCCACCGGUUCUCCAGUCAAAUCUUGAAAGAACAAAGAAUGAGGAUGGGGAAUCCUUCACAGGCAUGGGAUGCUAUUGAUAGUGGCCCCCCGUUUUAUUCCGUUUCUCCCAGCCCCAUUUCCCUUCCUAUUUAGUUCAGGGUAUUUAAAAUCACCUGACUGCCAAAGGAUGAUGUCCCAAGAGGCUCUGAAGGAGGUGUAAUUUACAACAAAAUUUACAUACCGUUUUUAUCCAGGAAUAAACUGCACAGAACAUCAGUCUUCCCUCCCUUUUUUGUGGGGGGCUUCAUUUCUCCUCCCCAGGCUUGCAGCCUGCCACAACAUCUCUUGGAUUCUUUGCUUGGUUGUACACAGCCGGUUCUUAUGCUUGGAAAGAAGUGUGGGUAGGAAGAUGAUAGGGUGAGGUGCACAGAAUGUCACUCUGCGUCAAGGCAAGACAGACCUGUCAGUGUCCUGCCUUUGGGUCAGUCCAACUUACUGUAUGUAUCCUGUUUGUUUUAAAGAUCAGAAUUCUCUGCCACAGUGUCUUGCAUAAAUUGGACAAACUUCA